Molecule: messenger RNA, 1143 nt
Organism: Striga asiatica
Lineage: Eukaryota; Viridiplantae; Streptophyta; Magnoliopsida; Lamiales; Orobanchaceae
Source: the annotation of a GenBank genome assembly
UGCUUAGCCUUGCACAAUGCCCCAACAUAACUAGCUACACAAAGCACAAAAAUUUAUAAUAAAAUUAAAAAUUCCAUUCCUGAAAUUUAUAUAAGUUAAUCUUUUUAAUAAUUGUGCAGCUAUGGCCGAAGAGAAGCACCACCACCACCUCUUCCACCACCGCAAGGACGAGGAGGAAGAGAAGCAAGUGGAGGCCGUGACCUACUCCGAAACCACCUACACAAAUACUGGUGCUAAUUAUGGUGGUCAACCUGAGGAUAAAUAUGAUAAUUACGGAAAAUACGAAAAAACUGAGGCUUUUGGAAGUUACGGUGGUGAAAGUAGAAAGGAUGAGUACGAAAAAUAUGAGAAAGAAGAGAAGCAUCACAAGCAUAAGGAGCAUGUUGGUGAGAUGGGUGCUUUAGCCGCUGGUGCUUUUGCCUUGUAUGAGAAGCACGAGGCGAAGAAGGACCCGGAGAACAAGCACCGGCACAAGAUAGAGGAAGAGGUGGCGGCUGCCGUGGCUGUAGGGUCCGGCGGUUACGCGUUCCACGAGCAUCAUGAAAAGAAGGAAGCUAAGGAAGAUGGAGAGAGGGCUGAGGGGAAAAAACACCAUCACCUUUUUUAAUUAAAAAAAUAUAUAUAAUAAUAAAAAUAAAGCAUGGUCUAUAUAUAUAUGCAUGUAUAUUAAUUGUACCGUGUUAUUAUGUUAGAAUAUGGUACACAUCUACGUGUAAAAUAUUGUGUGUGUGGGUGAUGAUGUACUCCUUGAAUAAUUUAUGUAUGUGGUAUGAUGUGAGCAUAAAAAUUAUAUGUGUGGAAUAUGCGAAUCACCCCAUAAGUGCCUACACGAGUGAAGAUAUGAUUGAUGUAUAUCUUGUGGUGCGGCUCGUAUGUGGUGAUUGGUGAAGUUGAUAUUUUUAAAUAUUUUGUGGUUUGUCAUUUGAUAUUUCUUGAGUUUCCUUAUGUUCUUAAUUAACUAGUUGGUUUUGUGUGGUUAAUUUUCAACGUUUAGGUGUAUAUUAAUUGCUUUACUUGUAUUUACGUCUAUAUAUCACGUGCGUGUGUGCGAUGCUAAUAUGUUAUGUGAUCACCAUACUUUAUUAUGAAUUUAUUAAGUGUGUAUUGAAAAAAUAAUUAGAAUGAGAAAAUCAAAUGUUGAAA